AUGUCGAACCCUCAGUUCUGGUCUUCUCCCCUCCGCUACCUCCGCUGGGCCUCGCACGAGAAGCCCGCUAUCUUUUACGCCAUGGUUCUUGGUUGCUCCGGCCCGGUCUCGCUGGUCGCCCUCCCUCCGAUCCGCCGGUUCUUCGGUGAUGUUGACCCGGAGCCUAUUCCUCUGACAUAUCCCAUCCCGCAAGGACCCCGAUCGAUCCCGCAAGGCUACGAUGACCAGUAA
Molecule: messenger RNA, 231 nt
Organism: Aspergillus chevalieri
Lineage: Eukaryota; Fungi; Ascomycota; Eurotiomycetes; Eurotiales; Aspergillaceae
Product: NADH:ubiquinone oxidoreductase subunit NDUFA3
Exons: 2
Coding region: 1-231 (76 amino acids)
Source: RefSeq, a predicted model, not a curated record